This is a messenger RNA of Melitaea cinxia (Glanville fritillary), 635 nucleotides long. RefSeq lists its product as uncharacterized. The transcript has 4 exons. NCBI's taxonomy places the organism in Eukaryota, Metazoa, Arthropoda, Insecta, Lepidoptera, Nymphalidae. Bases 93 to 470 code for a protein of 125 amino acids. The record is from RefSeq and is a predicted model, not a curated record.
UAUAAACUCAAUUUAAUUUCUACUUCAUCAAAUCGAACAUCAGAACUACGACAACACUCUUAAAAAAAUAAAUAAAUCAUAAAAAUUACUAAAUGGCGGUAGCUAAUGUCUACGUAUUCGCUUUCCUUACAGCGCUGGUAGCUGUAAACCUAAUUUUUGCUGAGCAGAAUUCUCUGGAACAGCAAUCACAACUCUUCGGCCAAGAAGAUGUCGGCUCUGAUUCUGAACGUGAAGUAAGAUCUGCAGAAGAAGAGGAAGGACAACAAGAGAGAACAUUUUGGUUGUUGUUCCCCACAACCACCACAUGCAACUACACUUCCCAGGGUGGAUCGCGGUGUGCUAGCUGUAGACGAGCUGUUCGCUGCCUUCCCAACAAUGUAGGCAUUGUACGCACCUGCCGCGGACUCCUUCGCUACUGCAACAAUGGUCGAUGCUCACUCUUCCCUGGAUCUAAUUGCACCUCUGGUUAACGAAUCAGCUAAAUAUAUAAAUCAGAUCACUACACGGACCCUAAUCAAAUAAAAUAUUUGUAAUCUGAAACAUUUUCAAAUAAAUGUAUAUUAUAGCCUGCAUUUGCUUUUUUUCGAACAUAGAAUUGAUACUUUUUAGGCAUUAAAAAAAUCAUGUUCUUCUUA